AUGCAGCUCUGGCGGCGACCUGCUAUCGGGCCUAACGAUGCUAAAGAUGCUUACAUCGACCCAACCGCCUUUGCCCGGCUGAGGUACCUGGACACUUCCCUGCUGGUCUGGCAGCAGCAGCAGCAGGACAUGCAGGCCACCGCACCCCCCAACUACCUGAGCCGCAGCCAGUCGGCCUGGUACAGCAGCUUUGGGAACCAGGCCGUGCUGGUCCGGGACAAGAAGGGCCUGGAGGAUGCGGACGGGCGGUCCAGGAUCUGCAGCAUCAUGUAGACUAGAACCAGGAACUUGAGCAGAUUGGUUUCACUCCAGUCUGGCGUGAUGCUAUAUAAACAUCAACAGUAAAGUCCUGGUCUUGGAGGACCUCGGUCUGAAACCAGAUAGAAGAUACCGGCCAGGAGGCAGUGGGAAAUGUAGGCUCUGUAAAGACUCCAGGUCCAGAACAACAACAGACCACCUCAUCUCCUGCCAGUCUGUUUGAACUGAACCAGAUCCUCCAGUCUAAACUUUGAAACUGGUUCAGCAUUUACUGUUAUGAGCCCUGCACAUAAAGGGGCGGAGUUUACAGCAUCUGACCAAUCAGACGAGGAUGUGUCAGCUGAUACAGAUACAUUCUGUUAAUGGUACACAAGUUGAGUAUUAGAACAGCUUCUGUACCUGUUCAGGUCUCCAUGACGACAUCAUUGUUUACAUCUAACAAAUAAAAGCACCUGAAAUUAAA
Molecule: messenger RNA, 721 nt
Organism: Pseudoliparis swirei
Lineage: Eukaryota; Metazoa; Chordata; Actinopteri; Perciformes; Liparidae
Exons: 2
Coding region: 1-273 (90 amino acids)
Source: RefSeq, a predicted model, not a curated record